This is a messenger RNA of Triticum urartu, 2524 nucleotides long. RefSeq names its product U-box domain-containing protein 75. NCBI's taxonomy places the organism in Eukaryota, Viridiplantae, Streptophyta, Magnoliopsida, Poales, Poaceae. The record is from RefSeq and is a predicted model, not a curated record. Gene Ontology annotation, molecular function: ubiquitin protein ligase activity. Gene Ontology annotation, biological process: protein ubiquitination.
AUUCCUGCUCGCUCUCUCACUCUCACUCUCCCUUCUUCUUCUCCACCCACUCUAGCUCAGCUGGAUCUCAGUCGCAUUCCCACUCCCCCUCCCCCCUCCUCUCCUCCCCCUCGCUCAUCAGAUCUCCUCACACGCCCUGCAAUCCGCCUCCAGCCCAAAACCCAGAAGCUUUCAGCUCAAGCUCCUCGCCUCCCCUUUUGACCGGUGGGCAGCCGCGGGAGCCCGAAAAUCCAAGAAAAGCAGCGGGUCAAGAAAGAGGGAAAGCAAGCUAGGAGGAGGGCGAUGAUGAUGGCGAUAAGUCGCCCCAUGAUUCGCCGCAUCAUUCCGUCGCCCGCGCGCCUCUGCUAAAAGGGCCUCGCCGUCCGUGCUCGCUCCAGUGAGCGGUGGAAGGGCGCGCGGUUGCUUCGCGCAGACGGUCGGUCGCCGCCGCAGCAAUGCCGCAGUACCAGGAGCUGCCCUGCGGCGGACAGGUGCUCGACAUCGACGCCGCGCUCAAGGACGGCAUCCUGGGGUGCGGCCCGGAGCCCGGGGACGGGGCGCUGGGCGACGGGGGGAAGCAGCCGGUGGAGCUGAGGAAGAUGAUGGACGAGCUGGAUGCCGCUGGGGAUGGCGGCGGGGACGAGGUCGUGCCGGCGGUCUUCAUCUGCCCGAUCUCCCUGGAGCCCAUGGUGGAUCCGGUCACGCUCUGCACCGGCCAGACGUACGAGCGCGCCAACAUCUCCCGCUGGCUGGCGCUGGGCCACCGGACCUGCCCGACCACGAUGCAGGAGCUCUGGGACGACGCGCUCACCCCCAACGCCACGCUCCGCCAGCUCAUCGCCGCCUGGUUCUCCCGCCGGUACACCCGCUUCAAGAAGCGCUCGGCCGACUACCACGGCCGCGCCGCGGACCUUGUCCACGGCCUCCGCGGCACGGCCGUCCCGAGGAGGCAGCCCCUCAAGGGCCAGGCCCGCGUCGCCGCGCUCCGGGAGUUGCGCUCGCUCGCCUGCGCCCACCAGUCCGUGACCAAGGCCAUAGCGGAGGCCUGCGGCGUGUCGUUGCUGACCUCGCUUCUUGGCCCCUUCACGUCUCAUUCCGUGGGGUCCGAGGCGGUGGCCAUUCUUGUCAGCGGUGUGCCGCUCGACGCCGACGCGAAGGCGGCGCUGAUGCAGCCGGCAAAGGUGUCCCUCGUGGUGGACAUGCUCAACGAGGGCGCCGUCGACACCAAGAUCAACUGCGUCCGCCUCAUCCGCAUCCUCAUGGAGGAGAAAGGCUUCCGGCCGGAGACGGUGGCGAGCCUGAGCCUCUUGGCCGGCUCCAUGCGCCUCGUCCGGGACAAGCGGCACCAGGACGGCGUGGCCGCCGGGCUAGAGCUGCUCAAUUCCAUCUGCGCCGUGCACAGGCCGGCCAGGAGCAUGAUUGUCAGCAUUGGUGCGGUGCAGCAGCUGGUGGAGCUGCUGCCGGAGCUGGCGACGGAGUGCGUGGAGCCAGCCCUGGACAUCCUGGACGCGCUCGCCUCGGUCCCCGAAGGCAGGACGGCUCUCAAGGACUGCCCGAGGACGAUACCCAACGCCGUCCGAUUGCUGAUGAGGGUGUCCGAGGCCUGCACGCAGCGCGCCCUGUCGAUGCUGUGGGUGGUGUGCAGGAUGGUGCCCGAGGAGUCCGCGCCCGCCGCCCUGGACGUCGGGCUGGCCGCCAAGCUUCUGCUGGUGAUCCAAAGCGGGUGCGGGCCGGAGCUGAAGCAGCAAGCCUCGGAGCUGCUCAAGCUUUGCACCGUGCAUUGCACGUCCACCGUCUUCCUCGCGAAAUGCAAGCUCACCAAGACAAUUCAGUGAGAAGACACCGGAACAUAGUCCUUCUGGUUGUGAGUUGAGUCGAUGAUGCAGUUCCCAUUGGUCAUCCUCGCGUAAUCUGGACCGGGGAAUGGACGAGAGAAGCAAAUUGGUGCUGGAUGAAGACCUGUGUGUACAUAAACUCAGCAAUUGGCCGAAUUUGCGGUGUCAUUUGAAGACAUGGGAGUGGAUGGAUGCAUCGCCCUGCCCAUCGACAGGAAGCUUGGAUCGAGCAGCAAUGCAGCAGCAUAAGCACCGCCGGAGUCGGUGGCCGGAUGUAAAUGCAAAUUGGUGUGAAUUUGGUCAGCUCAAUAAGCACUCAAGGGCUGUUGUGGUAAGUACAGCCAGUUUUGCUAUCAGUAGCUGAGAAUUCAGCAAAGGCCUGCAAUUUUAGAUUUUAGAUUUUUGGCAAUGUGGGAGGCUGUCAGUGCUGUAGUUCUUCCUUUUCUUUCUUCUCCUGGGUUUCGGUGUAAUUGGUGAUAUAAAUUGGGUAGAAAUGUACACAGUACUGCUGCUUCACAGUUCAGAGCUCGAGUGCACAUUGCCAUAGCUAGGGAAAAGUUUUGAGUUCUUCCUGCAUCUUGGGUCGUUUGAUUCUCCAGUCAAAUUUGGGAAAGUGUACACUCUGCCUAUAGCUUGUACCACUACUGGAUAGCUUGAGGAAGCGUCACUGGUGUUGAAAUUGGAACAGUUGAAAGAUCUGGUUCCGUGUC